Molecule: messenger RNA, 478 nt
Organism: Caenorhabditis elegans
Lineage: Eukaryota; Metazoa; Nematoda; Chromadorea; Rhabditida; Rhabditidae
Gene: Y73F8A.14
Product: DUF4878 domain-containing protein
Exons: 2
Coding region: 47-436 (129 amino acids)
Source: RefSeq, marked reviewed
GUCAAAAUUCACAAUUUUCAUUCAUUUCGAACUAUUCCUGGCCAACAUGCUCCGUCUCUUCAAGAUACAAAAAACUCCGUUGAGUCAAUUUUCCAAGGCUUCAAACGAAAUUGUCAAGGAUUUCAUUGAGAAAAUGGAAAAAGCAGCUGGAUCCGGCGAUAAAGUCAAGUUUUCUGACUGUUUUACGGAGGAUUUUCAGUUUUUUGCAUGCAGUUUUACUGCGAAUAAAGCCCAGUUGGUUGAAAAACAUCUGACCAAUCCGAAUCCCGAGCCAGUGAUUCCAAAAUAUUCGAAUUUCGAUGAAAAUGAUUCAAAAAUCAAAUUCACUGUUUCGCGUCGUGUUGGACCUGAAGUCAAUAUUGUGGAUUUCGAUCUUCUUCGUGAGAACGACGGUCCAUGGAGACUUCAGUCGGGAAAAGUUACUAAUUGCCCUUAACUCUUAAAUAAAUGUUUGUCGGUUGCCGAGACCAGCAGUCAU